This is a messenger RNA of Trichomycterus rosablanca, 4739 nucleotides long. RefSeq names its product pumilio RNA-binding family member 1 (gene pum1). Gene Ontology annotation, molecular function: mRNA 3'-UTR binding. NCBI's taxonomy places the organism in Eukaryota, Metazoa, Chordata, Actinopteri, Siluriformes, Trichomycteridae. Gene Ontology annotation, biological process: miRNA processing; regulation of mRNA stability. Gene Ontology annotation, cellular component: cytosol; cytoplasm. The record is from RefSeq and is a predicted model, not a curated record. The coding region runs from base 98 to 3556 and encodes 1152 amino acids. The transcript is spliced from 22 exons.
GAGCGAGCCGCCAUGUUGUCGGUGUGAAAGCCAGGGAGCUGCAGCGAACCGGGGCUGAAAUCCGUCACCAUCCGCAUUCUCCACCUGCUCUGGUGGAAUGAGCGUAGCGUGUGUGUUAAAGAGGAAAGCUGUGCUCUGGCAGGAUUCGUUCAGCCCCCACCUCAGACUGCCUCCCCCUGACAGGCCAUUACCCAGCAUGCCUGUGGUGCUUAGUCCAGCGGGCCACGCCCCUCAACCUGGCCCUACUCCACAAGCCCCUCCCCCUGCACAGGGGGCAGGGCGUUCCCAAGAUGAUGCCAUGGUAGAUUACUUCUUUCAGCGGCAGCAUGGUGAACAACCUGGCUACAACAAUGGCAAACACCGUUGGCCUACUGGAGAUAAUAUACAUGCUGAUAACCAGGUGCGAUCAAUGGAUGAACUCAACCAUGACUUUCAGGCGCUUGCUCUUGAGGGACGAGCUAUGGGAGAGCAGCUUCUCACAGGAAAGAAAUUCUGGGAGUCUGAUGAUUCGGGAAAAGACGGACCAAAGGGGAUCUUUCUGGACCAGUGGAGAGACAGUGCCUGGGGUACUUCUGAUCAUUCAGUGUCCCAGCCAAUUAUGGUGCAGCGCCGACCAGGUCAGGGUUUUCAUGGUGUUGGUGAGGCAGGCUCUGUACUUUCUCCCCGUUCUGAAAGUGGUGGUCUAGGUGUUUCUAUGGUGGAAUAUGUCCUGAGCUCAUCCCCAGCUGAGAAACUUGAUUCUUGCCUGCAUAAAGUGGCCUUUGGUCCAAGAGAUACAGAGACUAAUGAUUCUGAGAAGAGAGCAGAGCCAAAACCCAAAACCACAUUUGACCCUGAAAGAAAAGAGCUGCAGGAAACUGAGCCUGAUCCCAUGGACAACCCCAAUGGAUUGGCUAGUCAAAAUGGACUGGAUGUGGAUGUAAAGGACUUCAGUCGGACGCCUGGUAACUGUCCUGCUGGUCCUGAAAUGGAGUUGGGUGGAGCUGACAUGGCAGGAGGAACAGGUCCAAAACCUGCUGAAGAAUUUUCAAAUCUUGAGCCCCCAAAUGUAACACUUGAUCAUAUGGAAUCUGUUUCCAUGGAAACUCUACAGUUUGACUAUUCUGGCAAUCAGCUGCCUCUUGACUCCACAGCAGCUACUGUUGGUCUUUUUGAUUACAACUCUCCUCAGCAGCUCUUUCAGAGGUCUAAUGCUCUGGCUGUGCAGCAGCUGACAGCAGCACAACAGCAGCAGUAUGCCAUUGCUGCAGCCCAGCAACCACACAUUGGACUGGCUCCUGCUGCAUUUAUGCCGAACCCUUACAUUAUCAGUGCAGCCCCACCUGGCACAGACCCUUAUGCUGCUGGCCUUGCUGCUGCUGCAACUCUCGGUCCAGCGGUAAUGCCCCCUCAGUAUUACGGAGUAACUCCGUGGGGUGUGUAUCCAGCUAACCUGUUUCAGCAGCAGGCCCCUGCACCUUCCAACUCUGCCAAUCAGCAGCCAGCAGCACAAACUCAGCAGAACCAACAGCAGGUAAUGCGUACUGGAGGUAACCAACGACCUUUGACCCCCAGCCAAGGUCAGCCUGGCCAACAAACAGACCAGCUUGUUGCUGCAGCAGCAGUGAACUCUGCCUUGGCGUUUGGACAAGGUCUGGCAGCCGGUGUUCCUGGGUACCCAGUCCUUGCUCCAGCUGCAUACUAUGACCAGACUGGAGCUCUGGUGGUGAAUACUGGAGCUCGCAGUGGCCCUGUCAGACUCAUGACUCCUGCCUCAGUCAUCAUCAGCCCUACUGUGGCAGCUGCCUCUGCCAGUGGGGCUAAUGCAGGCCUUGGCGGCGGGGCCAAUGGGGCUUUUCGUGCGUUAAGUUCCCAACAAGCUCCAGGUCAGCAUGGAGGUGGAGCUCUGGGUGGAAGUUCCUUUUAUGGGAGUGGCUCUCCAAGCUCCUCUUCCCAGAGCUCAUCCCUGUUUUCCCAAGGCUCUGCCCAACCAGGAAGCUCCUCCCUUGGAUUCAAUGGUAACCCAUCUUCGUCUCUUGGUGCUACACUUGGAGCAACACUGGGUGGUUUUGGUACAGCUGGUAUGUUGGCUAAUUCUAGCGCCAGUGUUUCUCGUCGGGACUCUUUGACAGGAAGUUCUGACCUAUAUAAGCGCACCCCCAGCAGCCUUACUCCUAUUGGUCAUGGAGGGUUCUACAAUGGUCUUGGUUUCAGCUCCUCUCCUGGUCCUGUUGGCAUGCCACUUCCCAACCAGGCUCCCUCACACUCUCUUACUCCUCCCCCCUCCCUUUCAACCCAUGGAUCCUCCAGCAGUCUCAACCUUGGUACGUUCCGACGUGGGCUAACCAAUGGCAGUGGCCGUUUUAUCUCAGCGGCUCCUGGAGCAGAGGCAAAGUACAGAAGUGCCACUACUGGCUCUUCACUUUUUAGUCCCAGCAGCCAGCUCUUUCCAUCACGGCUCCGCUACAGCAUGUCGGAUGUGAUGCCGUCUGGGCGCAGUCGUUUGCUCGAGGAUUUCCGCAACAAUCGCUACCCGAACCUACAGCUGCGGGAGAUUGCAGGCCAUGUCAUGGAGUUCUCUCAGGACCAGCAUGGCUCCAGGUUUAUUCAGCUGAAGUUGGAGAGAGCAAGCUCUGCAGAGCGUCAGUUGGUCUUCAGUGAGAUUCUGCAAGCAGCCUACCAGCUCAUGGUUGAUGUGUUUGGGAAUUAUGUCAUCCAAAAGUUCUUUGAGUUUGGCAGUCUGGAUCAGAAGUUGGCACUUGCUGAGCGGAUCCGUGGUCACGUGUUGUCUUUGGCUCUGCAAAUGUAUGGCUGUAGGGUGAUCCAGAAGGCUCUGGAGUUCAUCCCUUCUGAACAGCAAGUCAUUAGUGAUAUGGUACGAGAACUGGAUGGCCAUGUGUUGAAGUGUGUGAAGGAUCAAAACGGUAACCAUGUUGUACAGAAGUGCAUUGAGUGUGUGCAGCCUCAUGCUCUCCAGUUCAUCAUCGACGCUUUUAAAGGGCAGGUGUUUGCUCUGUCCACUCACCCCUAUGGCUGCCGGGUGAUCCAGCGUAUUUUGGAGCACUGUCUCCCUGAACAGACUCUGCCUAUACUGGAAGAACUGCACCAACACACAGAGCAGCUGGUCCAAGAUCAGUAUGGCAACUAUGUAAUUCAGCAUGUAUUGGAGCAUGGCCGUGCAGAAGACAAGAGCAAGAUUGUCUCCGAGAUCAGAGGAAACGUUCUCGGACUCAGCCAGCACAAGUUUGCCAGUAACGUGGUGGAGAAGUGCGUGACACACUCGCUGCGGGCUGAGCGGGCCAUGCUGAUCGAUGAAGUCUGCAGUAUGGCAGAUGGGCCUCACAGUGCCUUAUACACCAUGAUGAAGGACCAGUAUGCCAACUAUGUUGUGCAGAAAAUGAUUGACGUUGCUGAGCCAACACAGCGCAAGAUCGUAAUGCACAAGAUCCGGCCUCACAUUGCGACCCUUAGAAAGUACACAUACGGGAAGCACAUUCUGGCCAAGCUGGAGAAGUACUACAUGAAGAAUGGAGUUGACCUGGGCCCGCUCUGCGCGCCCCCUAACGGCAUCAUGUAAACUCUUCUUGUUUUGAAAAGGCCGUGUCUACACCUGGAUUAAAGGUGAUGGUCUGGGAUCACUGUAAACCCUUUCUAACUUGUGCUGAGUGACCUAUCCUGGUCCUUGUGAGCUUGUUCUUGUUUUCUUGUUUUACCCAGUCCCUUUCUUACUACUGCUAAAACCUGGCUCCUCAUCUUCUGUUCCUGUAUGUAUGUCAUGAAAGAAUAUUUGAUUUGAUCCCAGUUUGAAUCAUGGAGGCUUCUGCCUAUAAACACUUAAUUGCUAUUACACAUUUCUAACACACACUUUCAUAAUGCACACAUUACACGCUAACACUCUAUUGCUGACAUGGCACAGACAUUUAGCAUGGGAGACGUUUUUGGUCUUGCUUCUAUAAAUAUUUAGUGCAUACUUGGUGUAGAAUUUUGCAUAUAUAUAAAUAUAUAUAUAAAUCUUUGUAGUUUUUUUCUGGUUUUUGAUGUCCAAUCUACUUAUAAUUACCCUAUUAGUGAAUACAUACUUCUAAUUGUAUAAUUGUACAUUUGUAAACCUUGGCUAAUGUAAAUGUGGACUUGCUUCUACAGCCCUUUUUGGUAUAAGAAGGAAAAAAAGAAAACGGGGAAAAAGAAUCUUGUGCAUUUCAGUGUAAAUUCUCACCUUUUUGGUUGUUGUUCGAGUUAUAAGUUGUUGUAUAUUGUAAAUUGUAAUAUCAGAUUUUUUGUUGGUUUUGAAGCCCUUUGGAUUAAAAUGGCAUAGAUGUACAAAGAAGACAAACAUGGGCACAUGCUUUUAGCCAUUCACCAGCCAUUUUUCCACAUCUGCUCAUCCUCUUUUUUUAAGAUCUUUUAUAGUCCCUCCCUUGCUUCAGGGCAGAUAGUAACGAGUGUGUGUGUAUGUGUGUGAUGCGUAGAUUGCCCUGGUUGCAAGGUGUGUACAGAUUUGCCAUUCUUUUGUCUACUUGUAAGUGAUUGUAACAUUUGAUUUGGAACACUGCGGUGUAUAUUUAAACAGCCUUGUGUAUAUUUCCUAUGAUCUCUUUAUGCGAGCACACUUGUAACCAUAAUGUGUAUAGUUAACAGAUGCUGUGUGUGCUUUCUGCCUGGGCAACUAUUUUUUGUAACUCCAGUUGUAGAUUGUCUCUAAACAAUGUGUGAUCUUUAUUUUGAAACAAAACAUGGAUAAAAAGCUCAAAAUUUAAAAA